GUAAGAACGUGCUGACGCAAAUUACGUAACUGGCGCAUGCGUGUUCAGUUCUUCCACACGUGUACUAUGGAGGCUGAAACAGGAGAGUUCAGUCUUGAUAUUUAUCAGGUGAAGAAGGCUGUACAGGCGUUGCAAGCUUAUUUGAAGAGCACCUCAUCCCAGAAUCUUCUUCUGAAUGAGACUCAACAAAUUUGUCUUCUCCUCACGUUAUGGAAGGUCCCCAAACAAGACCAAACUAUCCGCAUUUCUUUGCCUCAUGGGCUCCGUACUGAGUCCGCCGAGGUGUGCCUCUUCACCCGAGAUGAACCUAACAUGACUGCAGACCAGACUGAGAGGUUCUACAAGAAAUUACUCACACAGAGGGGUCUCAGAAACAUCCCUGAGGUGAUUCCCUUUAAAGUUCUGAAGACCGAAUAUAAGCCUUUUGAAGCCAAGAGAAGACUUCUGGGAAAUUUCGACCUCUUUCUAGCAGAUGCACGUAUUUACCGCCGUUUACCCUCACACAUUGGGAAGCAUUUUUAUGAGCGGAAGAAGGCCCCACUGUCCGUGGAUCUGGAGAGCAACCACCUAGUCAAAGAUAUAGAGCGCCUCGUUCAAGGCACCACACUCAGUGUCACAAAGAAAGGCUCCUGCUGCAUGGUGCGUGUGGCACACACGGGAAUGACAGCAGACAAGAUUGUCGAAAACACAGUCACAGCAGUUAACACCAUUUCAUCAAAGUUACGCAUGAAAGGAAAAAGCAUCAAAGUCAUCCACCUGAAAAGUCACACCUCUGUGGCUCUUCCCAUCUAUACAUCUGACCUCAGUCAUCUCAAUCUGCUGGAAGAGGAGCUGAGGAAAGCCAGAUUAGCUAAGGGUGCACAGAAAAUCAAGAAAAAGAACACAAAGAAAACUAGUUUGAAGACAAAGAACAUGGAUAAAACUAGUUUGAAGAAAAAGACGAGUGAUAACAAAGAUGAAGAAGGGAAAAAAGUUGAGCAUGAAGAGGAAGAUGAGGAAAUCCCGCAGCUCAUCCCUAUUGAGUCUCCAAACAAAAAGACAAAGCUGGAGGCUCUGUCCAAAACAGGAUCAAAGAAAACACCCAAGCUGAACACAGGUGACAGAAACCUGAAACCCAGACAAGGGCAGAAAAAAAUAAGCAAAAAAGCUCCAAAGGCCCAAGUACAGAAAAAGAAAAAAGUGACUUCUGUCUAAAACAGCCUUUUUUGUGACACACGUUCUCCAGUUUCGCAGCAUGAUGAUCCAAGGACUUGUGAAUGUUAAUGCAUCUCUGGAGUUGCACCUGCCAUUUGUGCCUGUGUUCUCUUAGGCUAUUUUGUAGAUGUAAAGGCAAUAAAUCUGUUUACUCAGUUA
Molecule: messenger RNA, 1353 nt
Organism: Colossoma macropomum (tambaqui)
Lineage: Eukaryota; Metazoa; Chordata; Actinopteri; Characiformes; Serrasalmidae
Gene: rsl1d1
Product: ribosomal L1 domain containing 1
Exons: 9
Coding region: 37-1194 (385 amino acids)
Cellular component (GO): 90S preribosome
Source: RefSeq, a predicted model, not a curated record